Molecule: messenger RNA, 1080 nt
Organism: Glycine soja
Lineage: Eukaryota; Viridiplantae; Streptophyta; Magnoliopsida; Fabales; Fabaceae
Product: nuclear speckle splicing regulatory protein 1-like
Exons: 2
Coding region: 1-1080 (359 amino acids)
Source: RefSeq, a predicted model, not a curated record
AUGGAAGAAAAUAGAUUCAGAGAUGAAGCCAGAGAUAGUGGUGCAGAUAAAGGGAAGUAUGGUGCUAAUGUUGAUGCAUUGGGCUCUCUUACAAAGUCAUAUGGGAGAGAUAUUACAAAGGGAUCAAAUAGUAGAAGUCGAGAGAUGACACACGGUAACAGGAAAAUUGAUGGAGACAGAGAGAGGGAGCCUGUCACAGUGGUCAAGCAUGAUGAAGAUGAUAGAAAAAUGGAGUCUGAAUCUAAAUCAGCUAGGUUUGAAGGGCCUGAUGAUGAUAGCUCUGAGCAGAGAGGAAGAAAUUAUAACAAGGAUGUUGAAUCACAUUUUGUUGGUCGAACUGCUCGGGAUAAUGAUGACCAUGGAGAAAGAAAGCAUGGAAGGGAUGAAGAUGAUCGUACAGGAAGAAAGCAUGCAAGGGAAGAGGAUGUCAGAGAAAAAAAGCAUGGAAAGGAUGAGGAUGAUCCUAAAGAAAAGCACAGAAGGCAUGACGAUGGCCUUGGAGACUAUCGUAUGGGAAGAAAGCAUGCAAGGGAUGAGGAUGAUUCCAAAGAAGGGAAGCACAGAAGGUAUGAUGACGGCCGUGGAGAGAGAAAGAACUUGAGGGAUGAAGAUGACCGUGCAGAGAGAAAGCGUGGAAGGGAUGAAGAUUACCGAACUGGAAGAAAACAGGCAAGGGAUGAGGAUGAACAUAGAGAAAGAAAAUUCAGAAGGAAUGAGGAUGAUCGGGAAGGAAGAAAGUUCAGAAGGGACAAUGAUGUUUAUGGAGAAAGAAAGAACUUAAGGGAUGGGGAUGUGCAUGGAGAACGAAAGAACUUAAGGGAGAAUGAUGAUAGGGAAAGAAAGCAUUCGAAGGAUGAAGAUGGCCGUGGAGAAAGAAAGCACAGAAGGGAUGAUGAUGAUCCUGAAGAAAGCAGCACAGCAGGGAUGAUGAUGGUCGUGGAGAUAGAAAGCACAGAAGGGAGGAGGAAGAGCGGGGAAACAAAGGUUAUGAGAGGGAAAGCCGUGGAGAUUACUCCAAGAGAGGCAGAUACUAAGGUUCUCGUUCGAGUGAGAGGUGUGAAAGUGACUCAUGAACUGUGA